Messenger RNA from Babesia ovata, 309 nucleotides. RefSeq lists its product as hypothetical. The record is from RefSeq and is a predicted model, not a curated record. The transcript has a single exon. Lineage: Eukaryota; Apicomplexa; Aconoidasida; Piroplasmida; Babesiidae. Bases 1 to 309 code for a protein of 102 amino acids.
AUGAACCGUCCCGGUACCAGCCAUUUCUUUCCUCAUAUUUUCCCCAACACCCGUGACGUACGCCUUAAACCUGGCGACGAUUCCAUCUAUACCUUUUAUUCUGCCUUUCUGACCAUUCCCCUUAAUUUCCCCAACCUUACUUUUAAUAUGCCCGAAAAUCUUUUCAAAAUUAUUCAGAUCGCCGCUUACACCAAACUUCUCGCCAAGCGUCCCAAUCGCCUGGGUAACUUCUUUGAGUUUAGUGUCAAGCGACCCUUGGAUCAUAGUCUUAAACUUACCUUCAAGUCCCUUCGUCUGCUCCACGAUUGA